AAUUAAGUGUGUGGCAGAGGGAGGGACCAGAGACGCUCAAAGUUUAAUCAUUGAACCAGGCAGCUGGAAGUAUUUAGUCCAAAGCAUCUAACUCCAGGUCCAAGCUAGAAGUGUGCAGCACUCCAGAGAGUGGGAGUAAACACUAUACAGAAAUCUCUGCCUAGCUCAGGAGCAACCAACUUAGGGAACAUGUUCGCGGUACACUUGAUGGCAUUUUACUUCACCAAGCUAAAGGAGGAUCAGAUCAAGAAGGUGGACAGGUUCCUGUAUCACAUGCGGCUCUCAGAUGAGACCCUCUUGGACAUCAUGGCCCGGUUCCAAGCUGAGAUGGAGAAAGGUCUAGGGAAGGACACGAACCCCACGGCCUCGGUGAAGAUGCUGCCCACCUUCGUCAGGGCCAUUCCAGAUGGUUCAGAAAACGGGGAGUUCCUUUCCCUGGAUCUGGGAGGUUCUAAGUUUCGAGUAUUGAAGGUGCAAGUCUCUGAAGAGGGGAAGCGACAGGUCCAAAUGGAGAGUCAGUUCUACCCAACGCCCAAUGAGAUCAUCCGGGGGAAUGGCAUGGAGCUCUUUGACUAUGUGGCUGACUGCCUGGCAGACUUCAUGAAGACCAAAGAGCUGACACACAAGAAACUGCCCCUUGGCUUUACCUUUUCUUUUCCCUGCAGACAGACCAAGUUGGAAGAGGGCGUCCUGCUUUCAUGGACCAAGAAGUUCAAGGCCCGGGGGGUUCAGGAUACAGAUGUGGUGAGCCGCCUGACCAACGCCAUGAAGAGGCACAAGGACCUGGACGUGGAUAUCCUGGCUUUGGUCAAUGACACCGUGGGGACCAUGAUGACAUGUGCCUAUGAUGAUCCCUACUGUGAAGUCGGCGUCAUCAUCGGAACAGGCACCAAUGCAUGCUACAUGGAGGACAUGAGCAACAUCGACCUAGUGGAAGGUGACGAGGGGAGGAUGUGCAUCAACACAGAGUGGGGGGCCUUUGGGGACGACGGGGCUUUGGAGGACAUCCGCACAGAGUUUGACAGGGAGCUGGACCUUGGCUCGAUCAACCCUGGGAAGCAACUGUUCGAGAAGAUGAUCAGUGGCCUGUACAUGGGGGAACUGGUCAGGCUCAUCUUGCUGAAGAUGGCCAAGGCUGGCCUCCUGUUUGGGGGUGCAAAAUCCUCCGCUCUCCUUAUGAAGGGCAAGAUUGAAACACAGCACGUGGCUGCCAUGGAGAGGUAUAAAGAAGGCCUGGCCAACACGAGGGAGAUCUUAGUGGAUCUGGGCCUGGACCCCUCAGAGGCUGACUGCAUUGCAGUCCAGCACGUCUGCACCAUCGUCUCUUUCCGCUCUGCCAAUCUUUGUGCUGCUGCUCUGGCAGCCAUCCUGACCCGCCUCCAGCAAAACAAGAAGCAGGCCCGGCUCCGUACCACAGUGGGCAUGGAUGGAACUCUCUACAAGAUACAUCCUCAGUACCCCAAACGCCUGCACAAGGUGGUGAGGAAACUGGUCCCAAACUGUGAUGUCCGCUUCCUCCUAUCAGAGAGUGGCAGCACCAAGGGGGCCGCUAUGGUGACUGCAGUGGCCUCCCGAGUGCAGGCCCAGCGUAAGCAGAUUGACAAGGUGCUAGCUCUGUUCCAGCUGACUCAAGAGCAACUUCUGAGUGUUCGGGACAGGAUGCGGACUGAACUUGAGUAUGGGCUGAAAAAAAAAACUCAUGCCCUGGCUACAGUCAAGAUGUUGCCCACCUAUGUCUACGGGAUGCCUGAUGGCACAGAGAAAGGAAAGUUUCUGGCUCUGGAUUUGGGAGGAACUAACUUCCGGGUCCUUCUGGUGAAGAUCCGAAGUGGACGGAGGUCAGUGCGAAUGUACAACAAGAUCUUUGCCAUCCCUCUGGAGAUCAUGCAGGGUACUGGUGAGGAGCUGUUCGAUCAUAUUGUGCAGUGCAUUGCUGACUUCCUGGAGUACAUGGGCCUCAAGGGAGCCCAGCUACCUCUGGGCUUCACGUUCUCCUUUCCCUGUAGACAGAUGAGCAUCGACAAGGGAACACUCGUAGGGUGGACCAAAGGCUUCAAGGCUACUGACUGUGAGGGGGAGGACGUGGUGGACAUGCUCAGAGAAGCUAUCAAGAGGAGAAAUGAGUUUGACCUGGACAUAGUUGCAUUGGUGAAUGACACGGUGGGGACCAUGAUGACCUGUGGCUAUGAAGAUCCUAAGUGUGAAAUUGGCUUGAUUGCAGGGACCGGAAGCAAUGUAUGCUACAUGGAGGAGAUGAGGAACAUCGAGCUGGUGGAAGGGGAUGAAGGGAAGAUGUGCAUCAACACAGAGUGGGGUGGAUUUGGAGAUAAUGGCUGCAUAGAUGAUAUUUGCACUCAGUAUGACAAGGAGGUGGAUGAGGGAUCCUUGAAUCCUGGCAAGCAGAGAUACGAGAAAAUGACCAGCGGGAUGUACCUGGGUGAGAUUGUGCGGCAGAUCCUGAUAGACCUGACCAAGCAGGGGCUCCUCUUCCGAGGACAGAUUUCAGAGCGACUCCGGACCAGGGGCAUCUUUGAAACCAAAUUCCUGUCCCAGAUUGAAAGUGAUCGGCUGGCCCUCCUGCAGGUCAGAAGGAUCCUGCAGCAGCUGGGCCUGGACAGUACAUGUGAAGACAGCAUUGUGGUGAAGGAGGUGUGUGGGGCUGUGUCCCGGCGGGCGGCCCAGCUCUGUGGUGCAGGCAUGGCUGCCAUUGUGGAAAAGAAGAGAGAGGACCAGGGGCUGGAGCACCUGAAGAUCACCGUGGGUGUGGAUGGCACGCUGUACAAGCUGCACCCUCACUUCUCUCGAGUUCUGCAGGAGACAGUGGAAGAUCUGGCCCCUCAGUGUGACGUGACAUUCAUGUUGUCAGAGGACGGCAGUGGGAAGGGAGCGGCUUUGAUCACUGCAGUAGCCAAGAGGUUACAGUAGUCAUGGAAGGAGAACUAAGGGUCCCCUGCCAGGCCUGGUGUAUUGCUGAUGCUGACCAGACCUUGCUCUGCGGAUGAGUCAGCCAGGGACCAGCAGGCAACCUCCUGACUGAUCGUCCCUUACCCAUGGCCGAGGGAGAACUAACCCCAGGUUCUUGGAUACUCAGCAUCCUGUUACUGGCUUUCCAAUGACAAUGGCACCUCCAUUUGACAUAUUUGAGCUGAAGAUGGACCAACUUAUGAAAUCAAAGUAUCUGGCCUGAGAGGUCCCUUUUCAACACAUUUCCAGUUUAGGCCUGAGCUAUCAGGGUUCUAUGGCUUCAGGCCCUGUGGCUGCUGGACUUGGAAUCUGCCCAGGGGUCUGGUGAUCACAUUCCUCGCUGGCAAACUGAAGCUGCCUCUGGCAGUAGGUCAGGGCCUCAGCUUGGGGAUGAGUCUUUGAGAGGGAGAAAGACCAUAAUAAAUGAGGGUACUUAAUCUAACCUGUCCUUGUCGUGCUGGCUUCACGGGAGCCUUGAGAACAAGAUUGGCUGAACAUUCAUCUCUGAAUAUGGGGGAGCUGAUUGCCCUGGAGCCUGAGGGAUCUUUCUUGCUUUGGAGGCUGUGUGAACACCUGAGGUUUCAUUCUGCAUGUAUGUGUCUCAGAGUGAGACAACUCGAAGUGUCUGUUUCAUUUUGCAUGUGAUAUGGUUGGCGUCACCACAGUUGGUGUUGCUGCAGGCGAUGUCUGUGCCA
Messenger RNA from Nannospalax galili (Upper Galilee mountains blind mole rat), 3659 nucleotides. RefSeq names its product hexokinase domain containing 1 (gene Hkdc1). The coding region runs from base 190 to 2925 and encodes 911 amino acids. The transcript is spliced from 18 exons. Gene Ontology annotation, cellular component: cytosol; mitochondrion. NCBI's taxonomy places the organism in Eukaryota, Metazoa, Chordata, Mammalia, Rodentia, Spalacidae. The record is from RefSeq and is a predicted model, not a curated record. Gene Ontology annotation, molecular function: fructokinase activity; mannokinase activity; ATP binding. Gene Ontology annotation, biological process: intracellular glucose homeostasis; glucose 6-phosphate metabolic process; glycolytic process.